This is a messenger RNA of Brassica napus (rape), 534 nucleotides long. RefSeq lists its product as uncharacterized. Bases 1 to 534 code for a protein of 177 amino acids. The transcript has a single exon. The record is from RefSeq and is a predicted model, not a curated record. Lineage: Eukaryota; Viridiplantae; Streptophyta; Magnoliopsida; Brassicales; Brassicaceae.
AUGACUGGAGAGUUUGGCCCGAGGACAACCGAAUUAUCAGAAUCAGUAGUGUUUCGAGAUGCUAUUGUUGACAAUCGAUGGUGGCUGUAUUCGUCACGGUCUAGGAAUGUGAUUAUUGGUUUUCUCAAGGACAAUUUGCCUAAUCCUUCAGAGAUUGUUGCAUUAGAGAGUGACGGUUUCUUCUUAUGGAAAGUGGAAGAUAACGCUCCGGCUAACAAUUAUUCUUCAUCGCUCAUGUGCAAUCACCUCUAUAAUCAAUUAACUGAAGUAUCAUGGCAUAAAUCAGUGUGGUUCAAGGGUAGGAUUCCUAAACAUGCCUUCAUAACAUGGCUGGUAGCUCAUGACAGAUUACCAACUCGAGAUAGGAUGAGGUGCUCGGGUAUAGACGUCUCUCCGGCAUGUCUCCUCUACGGCACAUUGGACGAAAAUCGUCAACAUAUUUUCUUCGAUUGUGCUUUUAGCAGGGAGGUUUGGUCUUUGUUUUGCUCUAAACUCCAUCUCACACCACCCUCGAUCUUUCCUAAUGGUUUAUGA